Caenorhabditis briggsae is the source of this 2124-nucleotide messenger RNA. RefSeq names its product Protein CBR-TDC-1 (gene Cbr-tdc-1). Lineage: Eukaryota; Metazoa; Nematoda; Chromadorea; Rhabditida; Rhabditidae. Gene Ontology annotation, biological process: amino acid metabolic process. The coding region runs from base 1 to 2124 and encodes 707 amino acids. Gene Ontology annotation, molecular function: pyridoxal phosphate binding; carboxy-lyase activity. The record is from RefSeq and is a predicted model, not a curated record. The transcript has 10 exons.
AUGGUUUACGGGCUUGGCGAGGCGCUCAAAAAUCUGAACAGUUACUGCCAAGAGCGAACCACACGCAUUCGGAAUUCCUUGUCACCAUCCAGACCUUCGAUGAGCGAGACAACGAUACCCGGCACGGGAGGAAGCAGUAGCAGCUCAAGAGCCUCAACUGCAAUUCCAUCAACUCCAAACAUGGAUCCAACGACGCCAACCGUUGACGAUCCGGCUCCAAAUGCCAACAACGUUCCAGGAAUGUCUCGCGACGAGUUCCGUCAAUACGGAAAGGAGACGGUCGACUACAUCGUCGAUUAUCUGGAGAAUAUUCAGAAGCGGCGCGUUGUGCCAGCUAUCGAGCCGGGAUAUCUCAAAGAUUUGAUUCCGUCUGAAGCGCCGAACGCGCCGGAAUCGUUCGAAUCCGUUAUGGAGGACUUCGAGAAGCUCAUCAUGCCAGGAAUCACUCAUUGGCAGCAUCCGAGAUUCCACGCCUAUUUUCCGGCUGGAAAUUCGUUUCCAUCGAUUAUCGCCGAUAUGUUGAGUGAUGCCAUUGGAUGUGUUGGCUUUUCAUGGGCCGCCUGUCCAGCUAUGACGGAACUCGAACUGAUCAUGCUCGACUGGUUCGGAAAGAUGAUCGGACUCCCAGCCGAGUUCCUCCCGCUGACCGAGAACGGAAAAGGCGGUGGUGUCAUCCAAUCGAGCGCUUCGGAAUGCAACUUUGUGACUCUGCUGGCCGCGAGAUUCGAAAUCAUGAAAGAGCUCCGUCAGCGAUUCCCGUUCGUCGAGGAAGGCCUCUUGCUAUCGAAACUAAUCGCCUACUGCUCAAAAGAGGCGCAUUCAUCUGUGGAGAAAGCGUGUAUGAUUGGCAUGGUGAAGUUGCGCAUUCUGGAGACGGAUUCAAAGUUCCGACUUCGUGGGGAAACUCUUCGUAAUGCUAUUCAAGAGGAUCGUAAUCUCGGAUUAAUCCCAUUCUUUGUCUCGACCACACUAGGAACAACAUCUUGCUGCUCGUUCGACGUCCUUUCUGAAAUUGGCCCAAUCUGCAAGGAGAAUGAGUUGUGGCUCCACGUGGAUGCCGCCUAUUCGGGAUCGGCAUUCAUCUGCCCAGAAUUCCGUCCACUAAUGAACGGUAUCGAGUACGCGAUGUCGUUUAACACCAAUCCCAACAAGUGGCUGCUUAUCAAUUUCGACUGUAGCACUAUGUGGGUACGUGAUCGUUUCAAGCUGACUCAAGCGCUGGUCGUCGAUCCGCUCUAUCUACAACACAGCUGGAUGGACAAAUCAAUCGACUAUCGCCAUUGGGGAAUCCCCCUAAGUCGUCGGUUCCGUUCGCUGAAGCUGUGGUUUGUGAUUCGCAUGUAUGGGAUUGACGGUCUUCAAAAGUAUAUUCGGGAGCACGUGCGGUUGGCCAAGAAGAUGGAGGCCAUGUUGAGAGGGGAUGCGAAAUUUGAGAUUGUCAAUGAGGUCAUCAUGGGUCUCGUUUGUUUCAGAAUGAAGGGAGACGAUGAGACCAAUCAAACGCUGCUCACCCGUCUCAACGCCUCGGGACGCAUUCAUAUGGUGCCCGCGUCGCUUGGCGAUCGUUUUGUGAUUCGAUUCUGUGUGUGCGCCGAGAAUGCGACUGAUAAGGACAUCGAGGUCGCCUAUGAGAUAAUUUCACAAGCUGCCCAACAUGUUUUGCACGAUAGCGUAAAAGCAGUGAUCGCCGAGGAGGACGAGGAAGCCGUGGCUUUGGAGGAGAUGGUAGCUGAUCUCAAUAUUCAGGAGACACCGGACAAAGGGCUUGCUCGUCAGAAUUCUGCAGAUGCGGUCGGACAACGAUUGGAACGACAGCUGUCGAAAGAGGAGAUUCUGGCGCAGAAGCAGCACGAAAGUCUCGCCAAGAAGAGAUCCUUCCUAGUCCGAAUGGUUUCGGACCCGAAGUGCUACAAUCCAAAGAUUGUGCGUCAUCUCAACAUGGCAAAUCAUCGCAAAAUGAGUCAGGAUUUGUACCGGGAUAGAACUCUAAUGCAAACAAUCUCGCACUCUCAACGCCCAAACCGUCUCUCCCAAUCGCCGGGAUCCGCUGGCUCCGCGUUCUUCGAUGACGAUGAAGACAGAGUCGUGGCUGAUGUUCAGACCGGAUUGCAGACUCCGAUUUGA